Molecule: messenger RNA, 1009 nt
Organism: Odobenus rosmarus divergens (Pacific walrus)
Lineage: Eukaryota; Metazoa; Chordata; Mammalia; Carnivora; Odobenidae
Exons: 3
Biological process (GO): protein phosphorylation
Molecular function (GO): protein kinase activity; ATP binding
Source: RefSeq, a predicted model, not a curated record
AUGAAAUGGUGGCUCACCUCGCCGUCCCACCCGGGGCACCGCGGUUCGCGGGUCGGCUUGGAGCGGUUUCUAGCGCCCCGCGCCCCCAACACGGCUGGGGGCCUCCACGGGCCCCGGCAGCAUCCCCGGGCAGCUCACGACUUAACCCCGCAUCUUUCCGCUAAAUCAACCCCAGAUUUAGGCAGCAGCUUUAUAGCGAGUUUAACUGGGCUUCGACCCAUCCGAGCGCUCUUUUCUCUCGCCGCGCAGUCUCGAAGCAGCGCGGGCUCGUGGGGGAGCGUCAGGCAGCCGAGGUGCCAGCGGGAGGCAGGCCGGCCCCGGGCGCGCACGCUCGGCCGAGCCCCCGCGCGCCCGGCGCCCGCGCCUGCUGACAGCUGCAGCUGGGCUCGAGCUGUCCGCUCCCAGUUCCUCGGCCUCCGCCCCCUCGGGCUCCCUCCCCUCGGCCCCUACCCUUCCAGCCCCGGUGCGCUAGUUUCGCAACUGCUUGCCUCUCGCCCCGUGCCCGGCUGUUUUCCAUUUCCCGGCCCCUUCUUCCUGAGUAUUUUGCACCCUGCAUUUGGGGAGAGGGGCUGGAAGGGGGGCGGGUGGAGCGUCCAGAGGAGAAGGAAGCAAGGGCCGGAGGAGGAGGAGGAGGAAGAGAAUCGGCGGACCGUGGGGAGGAGACCCCACGCCACCCUUUCUGGUCAUCUCCCCUCGCGCCCCGCCCCUGCGCACACUCCCUCCCGGGCGAGCUACUUUCGGACGAGGAAAGUGAGGGCGGCCCUGGGUGACAGCGCCGUGGGGCCAGUCCCGGGGAAGCCGCGCGUCUGUUCGAGUCUCGUCUGCCGCGCUCCCAGCCAGGGACCGAGGAUGGCUUCGACCACAACCUGCACCAGGUUCACGGACGAGUAUCAGCUUUUCGAGGAGCUCGGAAAGGGGGCUUUCUCAGUGGUGAGAAGAUGUAUGAAAAUCCCUACUGGACAAGAAUAUGCUGCCAAAAUUAUCAACACCAAAAAGCUUUCUGCUAGGG